UCCGGCAUCUUCCGAGUGGAGUGCCUCAGGACACACCAGGAUUAAAAGAACUAUAUAUGGACAAUGGAGUAUCACUCAAUCUUCGCCUUUGCGCUCUUAAGAUCCCUACAGAUUAUUCAAAAGGCAACAUCUUAAAAGGAGUUAUUGUAAAGAAUUAUGUUUCUGCAAAUCUGACUAAGGCCACUUGCCAGCAAAAGUGUAACAUCAUUUCCUCCCUGGACAAUUGCUCUCUGUGUGCCGGCUAUCUGUUCAACUACACUUGCCUAGAUCGAGAUGAGUGUCUACAUCAGACGCACAAUUGCAGCUCCAAUGCUGCCUGUACAAACACUGUUGGGUCCUACAACUGCACAUGUGACUCUGGGUUUUCAGGUGAUGGCAAAUUCUGCAAAGAUCGAGAUGAGUGUCUAUAUCAGACCCACAAUUGCAGCUCCAAUGCUACCUGUGCAAACACUGUUGGGUCCUACAACUGCACAUGUGACUCUGGGUUUUCAGGAGACGGCACAUCCUGCAAAGGUAUGUUGCAACUUUUUUUUUAUUCGAGUUACCCAAGGUGA
Molecule: messenger RNA, 554 nt
Organism: Sycon ciliatum
Lineage: Eukaryota; Metazoa; Porifera; Calcarea; Leucosolenida; Sycettidae
Product: protein kinase C-binding protein NELL2-like
Exons: 5
Coding region: 57-554 (165 amino acids)
Molecular function (GO): calcium ion binding
Source: RefSeq, a predicted model, not a curated record